AAUCAACGGUACAGAUGUCUCCGACGCACAGGGACAGUGCGGCCGUCGGAGGACCAACUCCUCCAGCCAAGCGUUCCGAAACCACACCUGAUUUUGCCCACAGUUUCUGAGAGAAAAGAAACCUACAGCUCGACCCAGAUCAUCUCUGACUCCCUUCAGAAUCAACCGACAGCUUCCAGAAUUUCUUUGAUAACACCUCGCAGGGUUUUUAUCGCACCUAAAUUUCUAUCUGUCUGUUGUCUGGGUCUGCUGUAUCAUUCUGAUCAUUGGUUCUAGCCCAAAUCUUGUUCUCUUUCCGGUUCGUCUGAGUUUGAUCCCGCCUUUAUCCUCUCAAAUCCACUAAACCUCCUCCAAAAGAUUGAUUUUUUCCGCCUCGAAAGCUCAGAUAUUUUUUCGUUGGGUUUGUGCCGUCGGCGGGGGCGCGAAAUCCCUUAAGCUGGCGACCCCGGCGCGGCCAUGGACCUCCCAGAGAGCUCUGUCCCCUGCGCAGACGAGGGCCCGGCACCUCACCGUCUUGGCCCCGUCGACCGCGAGGAGCUGGUGCGCGCCAUGACACAGUCGCUCUACUCGCUCGGGUACCGGCGGGCGGCGGCCGCGCUCGAGGUGGAGUCCGGCGUGCCACUGUACCCGCCGGAGCACGACCGCCUGCUGCUCGAAGUGAUGGCCGGCCGGUGGGACGCGUCCGCGGAGACCGUCCGCUCGGUCGCCGGCGUCGGCGACGCGGACCGCGCGGUCGCGGAGUUCCUAGUAUGGAGGGGCUACUACCUGGAGCUCCUGGGGAUGCACGGUGACGCUGGCCUGCGCCGGGCGAGGGAGGUGCUACGGCGCCGGAUUGCGCCGCUCAGCGUCGACAGGAGGUGUGUACACUGGCUGGCGUGCGCCAUGGUCUCCGGUGAGGGGGCGGUUGCGCCGGAGGCCGUGGUUGGGUGGAGGAUUGCGGUGUUCUUGGAUUUGAUUGAGGUGUUGCCACCAUGGUUCCAUGUGCCUAGUGGGCGGUUGGAGCAUUUGGUGGAGAGUGCGGUUACCAAGCAGGUAGAAUCUUGUAUAUAUCACAAUUUGCCGGAUGAGAUCACUCUGUUUGAAGAUCAUAGGUGCCAUGAAGAGCAUAUCCCCUCCCAGUGUGCACAGAUAUUAUGUGGUCAUAGUAAUGAAGUUUGGUUUGUAAGGUUCUCAAAUAAUGGAAACUACCUGGCAUCAUCUUCAAGUGACUGCACCGCUAUAAUUUGGAAGGUGGAAAAGGAUGAUACAUUGACCAAGAAGCACUGCCUCGAGGGUCACCAAAAACCAAUUUCCUUUGUUGCUUGGAGCCCAAAUGACAGAAUGCUGCUCACUUGUGGUACUGGUGAAUCUUUAAAACUGUGGAAUGUUGAUACUGGUGAAUGUAACCUUAAAUUCAGAGGCUCAGUAGACUACAUCAUCAGUUCAUGUGCAUGGUUUCCUAAUUCGGAGAAAAUAGUAUGUGCCAGCUCCGAGCCUGCAAGUUCUCCAAAUAGGAUCUUCACUUGUGAUCUAGAAGGUCAAGAGCUGGAAGUAUGGGCCGGAGAUAGAAUACCAAAAGUCAGUGAUCUUGCUGUGACACCUGAUGGCCGACACCUUAUCUUUGUAUCUUGCUAUGAUAUCUGGAUUAGAGAACUUCCAAAGGGGCGGGAAUGGAGAUUUCGUGAGAAGCAGACGAUUUCAUCUGUUUCUCUCUCAGGUGAUGGACAAUCACUCGUUGUGAACCUUACCAGUCAGGAGAUUCAUUUGUGGAAAAUUAAUGAAAGUUGUACUGUGCCUGAAAAGUUCAAGGGGCACAAGCAAGACAAGUUUGUGAUUAGGUCUUGCUUUGGUGGUUCAAACUCUUUGUUCAUUGCUAGUGGCAGUGAGGAUUCACAGGUCUACAUUUGGAAAAGGCACGUGGAGAUGCCAAUAAAGGUUUUGCAUGGCCACACGAUGAUUGUGAACUGUGUCAGCUGGAAUCCUGCAAGGCCCCAUAUGCUGGCUUCUGCUAGUGAUGACCGCACGGUUCGAAUAUGGGUAGCGCGCAAAAUGCAUAGUAAAUAUUGUUGAAGUGUGAAAUUUUGUAUGUUUGUGUAAAUAGUUGUACAUCUGGACUGCAUCCACAAAUCCAUUUGGGAUCAUGUUCUGAUGUUCUUCCCGAAAUAGGUCGUAGCUACUUUCAGAAAUAAACCUCUAAGGCUCCAACAGCCAGAGGUAGCCGGUGCUGUGUUCCAGAUGUAUGCCUGGCUAACCGGUGAGUUUUGACACAUGUACAGGACAUAGAUGCAUCAGAACUUUGUACAUUUUGUGAUUUGAUACAUGCCUUUGACACUCGUUGAAAGUGCUGAAAUGUGCCUUCUGUUGCUGUGGA
This is a messenger RNA of Sorghum bicolor (sorghum), 2350 nucleotides long. RefSeq names its product WD repeat-containing protein 26. The record is from RefSeq and is a predicted model, not a curated record. The transcript has 4 exons. Lineage: Eukaryota; Viridiplantae; Streptophyta; Magnoliopsida; Poales; Poaceae. Gene Ontology annotation, molecular function: protein binding. The coding region runs from base 457 to 2049 and encodes 530 amino acids.